CCGGCGGUCCACGGUUGCUGGCGCCAGCGCUGGCCCCCCCCUCCCAGCUUUGAGGUGCAUGAAGAUGGGGAUGGGAGUGUAUAGUAGGGGAAGCACCCGCGCGGGACCCCUACCUGCCAGCUAGCCAGUCACCCCAAGUAGGUGUGUUGCCCACCUGGUAUUCUACACCACCCCCCCAGCCCUGUCCAGUGCACCCCGCUGGUGCCUGCUUUCCCCUGGUGUCUUCUAUUUAGACCAGACCCACUGUAUCCAAGGCAACCAUUGCAGGAGUGUCACUUGCUGCUGAUCACUGAGGGUCCCAUAGUGUGGUCCCGGCUGUGAUUGUCCUGGUUGAAACAGCUUGAGCCCCCUCCCUGGAUUCAAAGACAGCCCUGCUGAGAAAACUCAGGUUCCUUGGCCUGUGUGUGUCUGUGUCUGUCUGUCUGGAUGUUUCUGUGAGCAGGCAGGAAGUGAUCCAAACAUUUACAACAGGAGCCCCUUCUUGCUCUGACACUCUGUUGUGACUGGUGCCCAUCAUCUGGAUAGCUCUGCUAAUGUGUGUGUGUAGAAGAUAGCUGAGUGGUCCACAUGAUUUUCUCUGGACAUACAGCUGUUGCAGGAUGUGUUUAGCAGGUGCGACCUGGCAAGACAACUGAUGGAGUCCCCCAGGACCCAUCGGCUACCAAACUGGCUGCUGCCAUAGGGUUGGGAGCAGCUCCCGCCCCUCAGUAUGGCCAACACUACUGGAGAGCCCGAGGAGGUGAGCGGUGCACUGCCCCCACCAUCAGCAUCGGCUUAUGUGAAGCUGGUACUGCUGGGACUGAUCAUGUGCGUGAGCCUAGUGGGCAAUGCAAUCUUAUCUUUGCUGGUGCUCAAGGAGCGUGCCCUACACAAGGCUCCUUACUACUUUCUGUUGGACCUGUGCCUGGCUGACGGCAUACGCUCUGCUGUCUGCUUUCCCUUUGUGCUGGCUUCUGUGCGCCACGGCUCCUCCUGGACCUUCAGUGCGCUCAGCUGCAAGAUUGUGGCCUUUAUGGCCGUGCUAUUUUGCUUCCAUGCAGCCUUCAUGCUGUUCUGCAUCAGCGUCACUCGCUAUAUGGCCAUUGCCCACCACCGCUUUUACGCCAAGCGCAUGACACUCUGGACAUGCGCAGCUGUCAUCUGCAUGGCCUGGACCCUUUCUGUGGCCAUGGCCUUCCCACCCGUCUUCGAUGUGGGCACCUACAAGUUUAUUCGUGAAGAGGAUCAAUGCAUCUUUGAGCAUCGCUACUUCAAGGCCAAUGACACACUGGGCUUCAUGCUUAUGUUAGCUGUGCUCAUGGCAGCCACACACGCUGUUUAUGGCAAGUUGCUCCUCUUCGAGUAUCGACACCGCAAGAUGAAACCAGUGCAAAUGGUGCCAGCCAUCAGUCAGAACUGGACAUUCCAUGGCCCUGGGGCCACUGGCCAAGCUGCUGCCAACUGGAUCGCUGGCUUUGGCCGUGGGCCCAUGCCACCAACCUUGCUGGGUAUCCGGCAGAAUGGGCAUACAGCUAGUCGGCGGCUCCUGGGCAUGGACGAGGUUAAGGGUGAAAAGCAGCUGGGCCGCAUGUUCUACACGAUCACACUGCUCUUCUUGCUUCUCUGGUCACCCUACAUUGUGGCCUGCUACUGGCGAGUAUUUGUGAAAGCCUGCACCGUGCCCCACCGUUACCUGGCCACUGCUGUUUGGAUGAGCUUUGCCCAGGCUGCUGUCAACCCGAUAGUCUGCUUCCUGCUCAACAAGGACCUCAAGAAGUGCCUGAGGACUCAUGCCCCUUGCUGGGGCACAGGAGGUGCCCCAGCUCCCAGAGAACCCUACUGUGUCAUGUGAAGCAGGCUGGUAGGCAGACAGGCAGGGAGAAGGUCAUAGUCACCAUGGCUGGGCUAACAGAAAAUGAGAGGUGGGGGCCAUACAGGAGCCUUUCUUUCUGAGCUCCUGCCCCAGUCCCUCAAACCAUCUGGGGUCCAGAUACCUUUGUCAAUACCGUCCCAGAGCUAGAGACUAGGUGAGGGAGUCAGAAAGGAAGCAUUUCUAGUUCUGUGAAGCCUGUCUCCUACACCUCCUCUACUUCUAUAAUCUCUUCUUUUCCUCCCUCUUUUUCCCUCGUGAAAAUUCAGAAAAAGAUAACAAAAGAGCAAAACUGAAAAUGCAGGUUUUUCUACCCACAGCUGAGGAGACAGGUUUUCCUGCUUUAAUGUCUCUCCUUUUGACAUUGUCCAGGAGGGGGAAUUUUGUCCUGUAAAAUAGAUUUCCAGGGCUCUUGUUGCCUCCCCCAAUCUUUCUCCCAUGCACCCUCCCCUUCCAAGUUCUUUUAAGAAGGCCUGAAUAUUUAGAGAGAAAUGGAUCUUCUGACAAAAGAACCAAGGUGGGUGGUGGGUCCCCAGGAAUGGAAAUGCUUAAUUGCUGUUAUGUGCAAUGUUGUUUUAGGCAAAUCCUGGUACCAAGUCCAGUCUCCUCUCCCUCCCCAUCAUUUCCAGACCUCCUAAGUGUUUCUUGCGCAUCUAUUUGAGAAGAUUGGAGGGGAGGGAAAAGAACCCCUGGGAAGGGCUCAGGCUAAGUGAAAAGUGGGAUGUGAGCU
Sorex fumeus (smoky shrew) is the source of this 2579-nucleotide messenger RNA. RefSeq names its product G protein-coupled receptor 173 (gene GPR173). Gene Ontology annotation, molecular function: G protein-coupled receptor activity. Gene Ontology annotation, biological process: G protein-coupled receptor signaling pathway. Lineage: Eukaryota; Metazoa; Chordata; Mammalia; Eulipotyphla; Soricidae. Bases 710 to 1831 code for a protein of 373 amino acids. The transcript has 4 exons. Gene Ontology annotation, cellular component: plasma membrane. The record is from RefSeq and is a predicted model, not a curated record.